This is a messenger RNA of Helicoverpa zea (corn earworm), 604 nucleotides long. RefSeq lists its product as uncharacterized. The coding region runs from base 105 to 536 and encodes 143 amino acids. NCBI's taxonomy places the organism in Eukaryota, Metazoa, Arthropoda, Insecta, Lepidoptera, Noctuidae. The transcript is spliced from 2 exons. The record is from RefSeq and is a predicted model, not a curated record.
AAAGAAACACCCAGAUUUGCUGAUUAUUCCCAGUAAUCGAACGACUACUUAUAUAAAGAAGUUAUUUCAGAAAUUUAUCGCAGUUUUAUAUUGUGACUUUAACAAUGGCAGCCAAAUUCUUAGCUUUAUUUGUGAUAGCCGCGGCAUUGACCCAAGGUCAAGCCAUCACUCAAAUCACUCUACCCGACGAGCACUACACAUUCCUGACAAACCCGCUCAUCGGCAAAUCUCUAUCGAUCCCCAAGUCUUUCCUGGAUACCCUUCAAUCUUGCAACGUCAUCUUCCCAAAUGGAGCAACCUACGAAGCUUACCCUAACAACAGACUGCCCGCAGGACCUGUUUCGUUCUUGCAUGCCGUCCAACCUUUUACCAGCUGUGCUAUAGGAUUCUUGGGAGCUGAUGUGUCCUACAGUGGUACUUAUGAACUGAUGUCUUUAGUCCAUCAUUCGGCUGAUAAUAGUCUGAGUUUGAUACGGCAAAGAUUCCAUUUGACCCUUGUUGAAAUUGAUCCGUGGAAGGGAGAAGUUGAGGCUUGAAUUUUGUACGUAGGAUAGAUGGUGCUUCUUAAUGUUUUAAGUGCAAUAUAAAAAUGUUUUUCCUGUAA